Corylus avellana is the source of this 572-nucleotide messenger RNA. RefSeq lists its product as uncharacterized. The record is from RefSeq and is a predicted model, not a curated record. Lineage: Eukaryota; Viridiplantae; Streptophyta; Magnoliopsida; Fagales; Betulaceae.
CUGCUAAAUCCAUAGGCCACCUUGAAGAAGAAGAAGAAGAUCAGCCAUGGCUCUUAGAAUCAAAACUGUUAUUCUACUUCUCCUCAUUCUCCUCAUUCCCUUAUCAGGCAUAGUUGAAGGCUUCAAGGAUGGCACCAUCCCCUAUCACUCACUUUACAAGGAUGGUAGCCGAAUGAAGUUGAGGAAGCUUCUAGAGUUAGAUUCUCUGCUGGAUUAUGAUGAUGCUGGAGCUAACCCUAGGCAUGAUCCUAGAAGGAAGCCUGGAAAUGGUGGUGGCAGGAACCCUUAACUUCCCUUUUGGGCCCUAAUUAACUAUAUAAUAGACACUACUCUCUCUCUCUCUCUCUAGGGGUUUUGAUCAUGCAUGUUGAAACGUAAUAUGUAGCAUUAAUUCCAAAUGAGUUUCUUUAUGAAUGAUAUUAUAUAACCCUAGUUGUGGGUGUAGUUUAAGGGCCUUAAAAUAUAUAUGACCUUUCCUUGUAUGUAUAUCAGAUGUUUCCUAUGUAUGCAGUUCUGCUGCAAUUGCUCAUCCUGGAUAUUAUGUAUAAAUAAAGUUGCUACUAUUGCUUUAA